AUGUUAAGAAAUAUUGUACGUACCGGCCGGUGGCUGGUACAUCGCAGGCGGAUCAAUAGUUUCACUCCAGUGAUAUUAAAUAAAUUUGCCUGUGCAGAUAAUUUAAAAGCAAGCUAUAUCAUUCUGAACCAAAGAAAAUUCGCUACAAAUCAAACUAAUAGUUCCCAGUCUUCAGAUGUUGUAGAUCCAUUAGUUUUUGAAGAAAUAUGUAACGAAACCUUGGAAUCUUUAUGUGAUUAUUUCGAAGAAAUCAUUGAACGGUCAGCUAAUUUAAAAGGCGCUGAUGUAACAUUCAGUGAUGGAGUUUUAACUGUAGCACUUGGUUCUUCAUAUGGCACUUAUGUUAUAAACAGACAGAGUCCUAACAAGCAAAUUUGGCUCAGUUCCCCUGUCUCGGGCCCUAAACGUUAUGAUCUGAUUUUGAAAGAUGGAGGAUACUGGGUUUAUAAACAUGACGGCUUGACAUUACAUAAGCUGUUACAAGAAGAAAUAUCAAAAAUUGUUGAUAGCAAAAUUAAUUUCGGCAGUUGCGCUCAUGGAUUUAUA
Messenger RNA from Iphiclides podalirius (scarce swallowtail), 546 nucleotides. NCBI's taxonomy places the organism in Eukaryota, Metazoa, Arthropoda, Insecta, Lepidoptera, Papilionidae. The record is from the annotation of a GenBank genome assembly.